Molecule: messenger RNA, 1604 nt
Organism: Physeter macrocephalus (sperm whale)
Lineage: Eukaryota; Metazoa; Chordata; Mammalia; Artiodactyla; Physeteridae
Gene: TNFRSF25
Product: TNF receptor superfamily member 25
Exons: 9
Coding region: 1-1425 (474 amino acids)
Biological process (GO): signal transduction
Cellular component (GO): plasma membrane
Molecular function (GO): protein binding
Source: RefSeq, a predicted model, not a curated record
AUGAGGCCCACCACUAGAGCCCCCCACGAGGUGCCCUCCCCGACGUGGGUGGGGAGACCGGGUAGAGAGAGUCCCCGGCCUGGGCAGCCAGGCUGGGAGCCAGCAGCCCCUGUCCCCCAGGCCCUCCUCCUCCUCCUGCCGCUGGGUGCCCAGGGCCAGGGCAGCACCCCCAGCCCCAGCUGUGACUGUGUGCCCAAGUUCCAGAAGAGGAGUGGUCUGGUCUGCUGCGGGGGCUGUCCAGCAGGGCACUACCUGAAGGCCCCCUGCACAAAGCCCUGUGGCAUCUCCACCUGUCUCCCGUGCCCCCGGGGCACCUUCCUGGCCUGGGAGAACCACCACAAGACCCGCUGUGCCCGCUGCCAGGCCUGUGAUGAGGAGGCCUCCCAGGUGGCCCUGAAGAACUGCUCGGCGGUGGCAGACACCCACUGCGGCUGCAAGCCAGGCUGGUUCAUGGACUGCGUCGUCAGCCAGUGUCCCCACAGCUCUCCCUUUCGCUGCCACCCGUGCCCAGACUGUGAGGCCCUGCACCGCCGCACGCGGGCCCCCUGUGGGUACCCCCGAUCCGGGCCGUCUACUCCCACACCCCCUUCCCCUGCCUCCUUCUCUCCCGUCCUGACCCACACCAGCUCCCGGACCACAGGUUCCGGCGGAGACACUCACUGUGGGACCUGCCUUCCCGGCUUCUAUGAAUAUGGCAACAGCUGCGUGUCCUGUCCCACGAGCACCCUUGGGGGCUGUCCCGCGCCCUGUGUGGCUGUCUGUGGCUGGAGGCAGGUGUUCUGGGUCCAGGUGCUCCUGGCAGGCCUGGUGGUCCCACUCCUGCUUGGUGCCACCCUGACCUACACAUACCACCGCUGCCAGCUUUGCAAGGCCAUAGUUCCUGCAGGUGAAGCUGGGGUGGAGGCCCUGACCCCCCUGCAGGCCACCCACCUCUCACCCCCGGACAGCAGCCCCACCCUUCUGGUAACACCCAGCAGCAGUGAGAAGGUUUGCACCGUCCAGCUGGUAGGCAGCAGCUGGACCUCUGGCUCUCCCCAGGCCCGGGAGGCGCCCUGCCCGGAGGUGAUGUGGUCCUGGGACCAGCUGCCCGGCAGAGCUCUUGGCCCGCCGCCCCCGCCCUCGCCAGCGCCCCCUGCAGGCUCGGCGGCCGCCAUGCUCCAGCCGGGCCCGCAGCUCUACGACGUGAUGGACGCGGUACCCGCGCGGCGCUGGAAGGAGUUCGUGCGCACGCUGGGGCUGCGCGAGGCGGAGAUCGAGGCGGUGGAGGUGGAGGUCGGGCGCUUCCGAGACCAGCAGUACGAGAUGCUCAAGCGCUGGCGCCAGCAGCAGCCCGCGGGCUUGGGCGCUGUCUACGCCGCCCUGGAGCGCAUGGGGCUGGACGGCUGUGCCGAGGACCUGCGGAGCCGCCUUCAGCGUGGCCCGUGACGCCGGGGCCCACCCGCCACUUCGAGGCUCUGGUGGCCCUUGCAGAAGCCCUAAGUACGGUUACUUAUGCGUGUAGACAUUUAAUGUCACUUAUUAAGCCCCUGGCACGGCCCUGCGUAGCAGCGCCAGCCAGCCUCACCCCUGCGCGCCCCCAGGGUUCCAGUUAAGGCGAGGAAGCG